Meloidogyne enterolobii is the source of this 1276-nucleotide messenger RNA. The record is from the annotation of a GenBank genome assembly. Lineage: Eukaryota; Metazoa; Nematoda; Chromadorea; Rhabditida; Meloidogynidae.
UUGGGCUCGUGGUAAGUUGGCCUGUUCCUCUGAGGCUCCCUUCUCUCAAGGCACCGUUCCUUUUGAGGCCUGAUCCCCUCGAAGCACCCUUCUCUCAAGACACCGUUUCUUCUUGAGGCCUACUCCUCUCGAAGCACCCUUCUUCUCCUCGUAAAAAUUCUUUCCGAUUUUAGAAAAAAAAACUUUUUUUUAUUUUUUUUGAUAAUUUUCGACUGUUGAUUUGAAAUAUUUUAAAAAUAAUUAAACUUCCCAUAACCUAUUUUUACUUGAUUAAAUUUAAAAAGAAAUGCAAGGUAUCAGUAUGAGCAACACAAUGCAAAGAAGACAAUUCUCUGUAUUAGCCUGUGUUUUUCAAUCUAUUUUUGUAGCAUUAUUUGCCAUUUUUGGAGAAUUUCAUAAUCAUGAGGAGGAUAAACACAACCGGGUUCAUGCUAAUUAUCCCAUGUUUCAGGACAUACAUACAAUGGUAAUAAUCGGCUUUGGAUUUCUCCUCUCCUUUCUAAAGAAAUAUGGCCUCUCGGCUUUAUCCAUAAAUUUGUUGCUAUGCUCUUUUGUUAUGCAAUAUGCACUUUUGUUGAGAGGAUUUCUAAGCCCCGAAUUUUUAGAAACUGGACUUUGUACUAUCUCUAUUGAUGAGUUGGUACAAGCAGACCUCUCAUGUGUUACAGUUCUUAUUACAAUGGGUGUUCUUCUAGGCCGACUGACACCCGUUCAAUUCCUUGUCCUAGCCUUUCUAGAAACCUCAAUAACAGUCCUACUCGAGCAUUUGCUUUACAAUGUUCUUUUUAUUAACGAUGCUGGUCGAUCAUUAGUUGUUCAUUGUUUUGGUGCCUACUUUGGCCUAGCUGCAGCCAAAGUUUGUCAUAGACAAAAUACAAUGGUAGUAGAUGAUGAUGAGUCGAGUGGGCAUUCUUCUGAAUUAUUUGCCAUGCUUGGAACUCUGUUUAUUUGGUCAUUCUUCCCCUCCUUCAAUGCCGGCUCAAUUCCUCAUUCUACACCGGAAAUGAGACAUCGUGCUUUCUUAAAUUCCUAUUUGGCAAUGGCUGCUUGUACCACAGCUACUUUUAUGCUUAGCUCCUUAGCUGAUCACUUGGGUCGUUUCAAUAUGGCCCAUAUUCAAAGCUCUUCUUUAGCUGGUGGAAUAGCUAUAGGGGCUUUUGCUAAUGUUAUUCUUUAUCCUCAUCAUGCAAUUGUUGUUGGGGCAGCUGCCGCACUUGUUUCGGUAGUUGGGCAUGUCUUUGUUACGGUGAGAGAGCCAAUAAAGACAAAUAAUUAA